Messenger RNA from Lytechinus variegatus (green sea urchin), 2310 nucleotides. Its product is annotated as translin-like. The coding region runs from base 131 to 853 and encodes 240 amino acids. Lineage: Eukaryota; Metazoa; Echinodermata; Echinoidea; Temnopleuroida; Toxopneustidae. Gene Ontology annotation, biological process: RNA metabolic process. Gene Ontology annotation, molecular function: single-stranded DNA binding; sequence-specific DNA binding; RNA binding. The transcript has 6 exons. The record is from RefSeq and is a predicted model, not a curated record. Gene Ontology annotation, cellular component: nucleus; cytoplasm.
GUGGAAAAGAACCGGCCGUCGAUCGAACUUUCCGGCUGCUGUGUUUUGUUUGAAACCAAUAUCCGGGGCUUGCUACUCACAUUGAUUUGAGGCUUGAAACUUUGUGUGACGUUAGAAUUAGAUCAACAUCAUGGAUGAAGAAAUCAACAAAACCUUUGAAGCUUUCAAUACUCAUUUGGUCAAAGAGCAAGAUAAGAGAGAGGAGAUUCGAAAUGUUGUUCGUGAACUGGAGCAAACUGGAAGGGAGAUUAUGACUGUUCUAAAUGCUAUCCAUCAGGGUAGUGGAAUCAAAGAAGUUUCUCAGAUUUGCAAGAGAAGUAGGGAGCUGUUUCAGACUGUUAAAUCAAAAAUAGAACAACUGGCUGCUUUGUUCCCUGCAGAUGAAUAUUACAGGUUCCAUGAUCAUUGGAGAUAUUGUAUCCAAAGACUUGCCUUCUCAGCUUCUCUCAUUGUCUAUCUUGAAUCAGAGAGAUUAGCAACUAGAGAGGAAGUAGCAGAAUUUUUGGGAGUUACUGUCAAGAAAUCUGAUGGAUUCCACAUCGACUUAGAAGAUUUCCUUCAUGGCUUGCUAUCAUUAGGAAAUGAGUUGUCCAGACUGGCAGUGAACAGUGUCACAGCGGGAGACUACAGCAGACCCAUUCGCAUCGCGGCAUUCAUGGGAGAGUUGAAUUCUGGUUUCAGGCUUCUGAACUUGAAGAAUGACUCGCUUAGAAAGCGAUUCGAUGGACUCAAGUACGACAUCAAGAAGAUUGAGGAAGUGGUGUAUGAUAUCUCCAUCAGGGGUCUGAGACCCACAGCUCAAGAUGUGAAGGAACCGUCCAUGGAGGAGACACCAGCACAAGAAGAGAAAUGAACUUUGAUGGAGCUGCGUGAGGAAGAAGUGUUGGGAGAAGGGACCAAUGCAUGACCAUAAGCCCAUUGCAGAGAGAGUUCCAUUUAAAUGCAACCCAGAAAAUUAAUCUUAAAUCCAGAAUACACUCAUUUCAUUGGCUGAAGGCAUAGGCGCAUUCGAUUUUGGGGGUUUCCUUCAGUUGCAAUCAUUUCUGCAAUGGGCCCCUUGAAAUGGGAAAUUUCGUAUGGAUUUUAACUUUGCCAGAGUAUAAUUGCUUUUGAAAGGAGGGGCCGGAUAAGAACUUCAUUAGAGAAGAAAAGUUUUAGUUGAGAGUGGAGGGUAAACAAACCUCAUCCUUCUUGCCUGUUAUUGUUUACGUUUUCCAUUGUUAGGUGACUACAGUAACCGCUGAAUGUGUUUGUUGAUAAGCUUUUGUUUUUUGAUAUUGUAUUUAGGUACAUUAGCAAACUUUACGUCCACAGCUUUGCUGCAUGCGAGAAUUCAUGGAGACUUUCCCUGAUCCCCCAUCUUGUCUAUUGUAAAAUUUGAGGAUUAGAACUGACAAGAAGCUAUGCAGGAUUAUCGCCAAAAGCCACGGUUAAACUUGGCAUAGACUUUAAUACCUUAAUAAGACAUUCCAGACCAAACUUUUGUGUGACCCCAAUUAUGACAUUUUUUAUGCCUGUACUAAUGACCAAUAUGGAAUUGUGUCAAAAUAUUGAUUGGUAGAUGGAUUCUUUAGAGGGUUCCAACAAGCUGCUAUGUUGGAUGACAAGCAAUAUAAACCUGUGCAUUAAGCUGUGAUCAGUUAUUGUUUCAAGGGCCCAUCUUACAAAGGGUUACAAUUAAUCCGAUCAACCUUAACUCUGUGGAAAUCCAUCAAUGUCGAUUUUUUUCCAAAGGAAAUUUGUACAGUGUCCAUUAUAAACCUGGGGAAGCACACUAAUCUCUUUAUAAAACAGUUGAUGUAUGAAUAUACAGAAAAUAUUUUCAACAGACAUACAUUUUAGAUGUUGCUGGCCUCCCAUAGUUGUGGUUGAUCUGAUCAACUCUUUGUAAAACGGACCCUGGUCUUAUGCACUGGGUUCCCAUUGUUAUGUCCUCCAGCAUGGCUGCUUGUGAGGUCACAUAGGAACCCUCUAUAUGAAAAAAAAGGAUAAAGUUAGGAGUAUCAUAUCUUGACGGGGAGUAGCCCAAGAAUAGUGAAAUGGCUCAUUGGUAAAUGGGGGUCCUUACCAUAGUAAAUGAUAAUGUCAGUCUUCUUAUACAGCAAAACAUGUGUUGGUCAUUCGGUGUAUGAUAUCUGCUGUGUUGGGGAGAUUACCGAUGCAGAGUUUUUAGUUUCCCAAGAUGCUAUAUGUGCUUAUGAUAUCUGUCUUUAUUAGCAGCAGGGCAGAUGGCUACAAAUUGUUUAACAUAUUUCGCCAUGCCUCUGUAACUAAAAGCUACAAGGAUGAUGUUUUCAGGUAUUUUAUAUA